This is a messenger RNA of Eriocheir sinensis (Chinese mitten crab), 610 nucleotides long. RefSeq names its product bolA-like protein 3. The coding region runs from base 67 to 384 and encodes 105 amino acids. The transcript is spliced from 5 exons. NCBI's taxonomy places the organism in Eukaryota, Metazoa, Arthropoda, Malacostraca, Decapoda, Varunidae. The record is from RefSeq and is a predicted model, not a curated record.
AUCACCCUGCGGUCAUGAGGAGCAACAGACCACCCCAGCGCGUGUCACAGCGACGGAGGGGCAGCGAUGAGUGUGGGCGGCCUGCGAGGGGCACUCCGGGCAGCACUGGGACCACAGGUGAGGCAGCUAUGUGAUUCAGCAGCUGCAUCAGGCUCAACCCACCUGGAAGGUCUCCUCAGGAAGCGCUUCCCAAAGGCAACGUCAGUCGAGGUGCAAGACAUAUCAGGAGGGUGCGGGGCCAUGUACGAGGUAUGGGUGGAGGCAGCAGACUUCAAGGGCCUGUCCAGAGUUAAGCAGCACAAGCUCAUCACAGAGACACUAAAAGCAGAGAUCCAGGACAUGCACGGCCUGCGCAUCACCACCACCUUGCCUGACGCCUCGUGACCUUCACCCAUCAGCACCAUGGAGGCUGUCAGAGCACUAGUCAUUCCUCUUCCUUGGCCUGUCAAGAGAAAGGGUCAAGCUGUACACAGUCCACUCUUGCCUUACCUAUCAUUGUUAGAUCUACCUUCAGUUUUAUGCAAAUAAUUGUACAUGUCUUGUUAGAUUAUAGAUACGUAUUACAAACUUUGUAAAGGUGAUCUGUAAAUAAAGUUUAAAUUUAUUAAAA